AUGGAUGGAUGGAUGGAUGCGCUGGGCUUUCUGCCCCCAUCCGCUGUGAUCAGUUGCUACCCUCUACGGUUUCCUGCCGAUUCGGAGGUAGAAGGACGGAGAGGGGGGCGAAGGAGCAGGGAAUUGAUGGAAAGAGAAUUGAGAAUGAGAGAGGGAGGGAAAGAAGGAGGGAGAGAGAGAGAGAGAGAGAGGCUGAUACGAUCUGAUCUCAGACUCGAGAAAUCGAAUGAUGGUGUUGUUGUUUCUCUUUCUGCCCCCUCCCUCCCUUCUAUCUCCCUCUUUCUCUUUCUCAUUCUCUGCCCUCGAAAGUGA
This is a messenger RNA of Aspergillus luchuensis, 312 nucleotides long. RefSeq lists its product as uncharacterized. The transcript has a single exon. Bases 1 to 312 code for a protein of 103 amino acids. The record is from RefSeq and is a predicted model, not a curated record. Lineage: Eukaryota; Fungi; Ascomycota; Eurotiomycetes; Eurotiales; Aspergillaceae.